Brugia malayi is the source of this 438-nucleotide messenger RNA. RefSeq lists its product as uncharacterized. The record is from RefSeq and is a predicted model, not a curated record. Bases 1 to 438 code for a protein of 145 amino acids. Lineage: Eukaryota; Metazoa; Nematoda; Chromadorea; Rhabditida; Onchocercidae. The transcript has 5 exons. Gene Ontology annotation, biological process: response to oxidative stress; mitochondrial respiratory chain complex I assembly. Gene Ontology annotation, cellular component: membrane.
AUGAGUUUGAAAGAGAUUCUUGGUUUACAAGUAUGGACAAAAUUCUUCCAAAUAGUUAAAGGUUGUGGUGGAUGGAUUGGUUUCACGAAGAAACGUUAUUUGAUGGAUGAAACGAGAGUUGGGAAAUUCAUGGGGGAAGAUAAAUUCGGCAAUAAAUACUACGAAGACAAUUCAUAUUUUAUGCCCCGAAAUCGCUGGGUCGAAUAUCCAGAACAUGUGUGGCUUGAUUACGACGCUUCUCAGAUUCCUGCUGAAUGGCACAUGUGGUUGCAUCAUAUUACCGAUGAAACUCCUGUUCAGAAUCCUCCAAAGCAGAGGAAGUGGAUGUUGGAUCAUGAGGAGACCUUGACUUUACUGGAAAAUCGGAAGUAUUACCCUUAUUCGACAACAAAACAGAAGCUAUCAUUAUGGAACCCGAAGUUUAAGGAAACACACUAA